CUUUAUGACAGCAGAGCCUCACAGCAUAUGUCCCCUUGCCGAGAUCGCUUUAUUAAUUUCAAGUCAAUUUCCCCACACCCCAUCCAAGCCGCUGACAAACGCACUUUCGAAGCCAUAGGCAGGGGUGAUCUACCCAUUGAACUCCCAAAC
Messenger RNA from Suillus paluster, 150 nucleotides. RefSeq lists its product as uncharacterized. The annotation marks the transcript as partial. NCBI's taxonomy places the organism in Eukaryota, Fungi, Basidiomycota, Agaricomycetes, Boletales, Suillaceae. The record is from RefSeq and is a predicted model, not a curated record. The transcript has a single exon.